AUGCCGACUGUGCAGUCACGCUUCGCAGCAGCAGGCCUCGUCGUCGGCCUUGCCGCCUCUGCUAGCGCUUUCGUCGCGCCUUCUGCUGGCCGCUCAGGGAGCCAGCUGAGGAAAAGUGCGGCCUCCACGGCUCCUGUUCGAACAUCCGUUGCUCAGCAGAAAACCGGGAACGGCUUGGCUACACUCGCUGUUCUGGGCGCCGGCUUGGCCGCCGUGCGUGGAUCCCGUACACAGGUCAACGUAGCUGUGAUCGAGGCUCCUGAGCCGCCACUCUUCCAGCCUUCCGAGCAGUUCGGUGCCACCGAACCUCUUGGAUUCUUUGAUCCGCUCGGGUUCACGAAUGUGGGUGACGAGAAGGGCUUUAGGAAGCUGCGCGUCUCCGAGAUCAAACAUGGUAGAGUAGCGAUGAUGGCUUCGAUUGGACUUGUCGCACAGCAUUUCGUCAAGUUCCCCUUCUUCGAGAAUGCUCCCGCUGGCUUCUCCAUCAUGGACAAGGGCGAGGGCGUGCUAGGCUUCUUCGGCAUCUUCCUCGCUUGCGCCCCGCUGGAGCUGUGGUGGAGGGAGAACCCUGAGAAGGAGCCGGGAAACUACGGCGAUCCGUUCGGCGUGAACAUGUACAACGACGAGAUGAGGAUGAAGGAGCUCAACAACGGGCGCAUGGCCAUGAUCUCGGUUCUCGGAAUCUUCGCAGCAGAGAUGGCCACCGGCAAGGACGCCAUGCAGCAGUUCGGGCUUUCCGCCAUCGCUGGUGCCCGUGUCUCCACUUCCUCCAGCCGCUUUGCAGGAUCCACCUCUUCCAGAGUCGUGGCUCAGCAGCGCGUGGUGCGAAGGGCUGAGGCCGUGAUUCAGGAAGAUGCGCCGCCACUCUUCCAGCCUUCCGAGCAGUUCGGUGCCGCCGAACCUCUUGGAUUCUUUGAUCCGCUCGGGUUCACGAAUGUGGGCGACGAGAAGGGCUUUAGGAAGCUGCGCGUCUCCGAGAUCAAACAUGGUAGAGUAGCGAUGAUGGCUUCGAUUGGACUUGUCGCACAGCAUUUCGUCAAGUUCCCCUUCUUCGAGAAUGCUCCCGCUGGCUUCUCCAUCAUGGACAAGGGCGAGGGCGUGCUAGGCUUCUUCGGCAUCUUCCUCGCUUGCGCCCCGCUGGAGCUGUGGUGGAGGGAGAACCCUGAGAAGGAGCCGGGAAACUACGGCGAUCCGUUCGGCGUGAACAUGUACAAUGACGAGAUGAGGAUGAAGGAGCUCAACAACGGGCGCAUGGCCAUGAUCUCGGUUCUCGGAAUCUUCGCAGCAGAGAUGGCCACCGGCAAGGACGCCAUGCAGCAGUUCGGGCUUUCCGCCAUCGCUGGUGCCCGUGUCUCCACUUCCUCCAGCCGCUUUGCAGGAUCCACCUCUUCCAGAGUCGUGGCUCAGCAGCGCGUGGUGCGAAGGGCUGAGGCCGUGAUUCAGGAAGAUGCGCCGCCACUCUUCCAGCCUUCCGAGCAGUUCGGUGCCGCCGAACCUCUUGGAUUCUUUGAUCCGCUCGGGUUCACGAAUGUGGGCGACGAGAAGGGCUUUAGGAAGCUGCGCGUCUCCGAGAUCAAACAUGGUAGAGUAGCGAUGAUGGCUUCGAUUGGACUUGUUGCACAGCAUUUCGUCAAGUUCCCCUUCUUCGAGAAUGCUCCCGCUGGCUUCUCCAUCAUGGACAAGGGCGAGGGCGUGCUAGGCUUCUUCGGCAUCUUCCUCGCUUGCGCCCCGCUGGAGCUGUGGUGGAGGGAGAACCCUGAGAAGGAGCCGGGAAACUACGGCGAUCCGUUCGGCGUGAACAUGUACAAUGACGAGAUGAGGAUGAAGGAGCUCAACAACGGGCGCAUGGCCAUGAUCUCGGUUCUCGGAAUCUUCGCAGCAGAGAUGGCCACCGGCAAGGACGCCAUGCAGCAGUUCGGGCUUUAG
Molecule: messenger RNA, 1926 nt
Organism: Symbiodinium sp. CCMP2592
Lineage: Eukaryota; Dinophyceae; Suessiales; Symbiodiniaceae
Source: the annotation of a GenBank genome assembly